GGUGGAGCUUGGAUUAAGCGACCAAAUGGGCCAUUCACAGCCGUUGGAUGCCGGCAUUGAAGUGCCGAAAGAAAAUAAUAACGCUGUUCUUCCAAGGCACGACUUCACGACGAUGCGAAUGCGCCUCUCUAAUGUAAUGGCCAUGGAUUUGUGGACGAGGAAGGGAAUUCUCAACACGUUUGCGUCGAUCACAGCGAUCUCGCUCGUCCUCUUCUUCACGUUUCCUCGCGCGAUGCUUACAACGGAUUUAAAGUCCCUCUCUUCGACCACUGACCCGAUCGUCGCGGCGAAUUGCUCCAAGGAAACACCCUCCAGAGAUUUUGAUCCCAGAGUGGAGCUCCUACUGAAGUACUGGCAGGAGCUCUAUCUUGGAAAUGGAACUUCUUCUUCUUCUUCUUCGAUCAAAAGCGCCCCCCGAGCUCCACACCUCCAGAACUGCUCGCAGCAAACUAGCGCUUGGGACACAGUCGAUGCCAGUGGAAAUCGACCCAAUUGGAUCUUUCCCACCGCGCGUGAAAGUCACAAUCCAAGAGCUCCAAAUGAAGACGUGUUCUUCCGAGGUGGUCCACAGCCUCCGUGGAUUGAAGGUGGCGAUGAUGAUAAUUUGCCCAUGACAAGGCAAGCCCAAACGGAUCUAUGGCUGCAUCAGCACCCCAAGGACUGCACUGAUAAGUCAACCAAGUUCUUGGUCAACGACUGGGUCAACUCGCCCAAGCUGGGGCUUGGAGGUCAAAUGGUGGCGAUGGCGGGUAUCUUUGCCAUUGCCGUCAACGAGAAGCGGGUACUCGUCACUGACACCCUCAACCGAGCAGACCAUGAUGAAUGCAAAGGGUCAGCGAGGGCUCACUGGUCGUGCUAUUUUGUUUUGGAAACCUCCGAGGAGUGUAGGGCACAGGCCAAGAGGCUUUUGUCUCAGAAAAAGGCAUGGAAGCAAAAGGUGGUGACCAAUGCCAACUCGUAUCCCAAAGCCUACAUGUGGUUUGGAAAGGUUCCAGAGAAGUGGGGAAGACCGUGGGAGACAAUGCAACCUUUGGAUGUGGUUGACGGUGAGAUUCUUGGGAGGCACAAGGCUACUGACCGGCAAUGGUGGAGGGCACAAGCAUUGAGGUAUCUUAUGAGAGCUCCAAGUGAGUACCUUUGCAAGCAGCUUAAUCUUGCUAGACAUCACAGAUUUGGCAGGCAAGCAGCAGAAUUAACUAUUAAAACUCUCCCUACAAACUGGCCUGGCUCAGAGCAGGAUCAGCAGGCAAGCCUUCGAGAGAAAAUUUGGACAACUCCGAAGCCAUGGCUACCAAGGCCAAUGUUGAGUGUUCACGUUAGACAAGGGGAUAAGGCUUCAGAGAUGAAAAUCUUUAGCUUUAAAUCAUACAUGGAGCUGGCUCAAAAAAUCCAAACUCAAUUUCCUCAACUUCAAGAAAUAUGGCUUUCAACAGAAAUGCAGAAUGUUAUUGACGAGUCAAAAAACUACACGAACUGGAGGUUUCACUACACAGACAUCCCAAGACAAAAUGGAACUACAAGUAUGGGGGCAUAUGAGAGAAGCUUGGGAGUGAAAGCGAGCAGCAACAAUGCCUUUGUCAACUUUGUCAUGGCUAGUGAGUGUGAUUUUUUUGUGGGCGCUCUGGGCUCGACGUGGAGCUUCCUCAUUGAUGCAAUGAGAGCUACUGGUGGCAAACUGCGAGCUGGAUUCCUCAGCGUCAACAAGGAUAGAUACUGGUAACCAUAUAACAACUUGAUAAGUUUCUCAUUGUUUUUUCAAUUAAUUUUUUGCUAAAUUAAUGUUUCACGGAGAUUUCCUGAGAAAAAAGAUAUUUAAGUU
Messenger RNA from Selaginella moellendorffii, 1819 nucleotides. RefSeq lists its product as uncharacterized. NCBI's taxonomy places the organism in Eukaryota, Viridiplantae, Streptophyta, Lycopodiopsida, Selaginellales, Selaginellaceae. Bases 26 to 1720 code for a protein of 564 amino acids. The record is from RefSeq and is a predicted model, not a curated record. The transcript has 8 exons. Gene Ontology annotation, molecular function: alpha-(1->6)-fucosyltransferase activity. Gene Ontology annotation, biological process: protein N-linked glycosylation.